This is a messenger RNA of Artibeus jamaicensis (Jamaican fruit-eating bat), 8539 nucleotides long. RefSeq names its product ATPase 13A4 (gene ATP13A4). Gene Ontology annotation, molecular function: ATP binding; ATPase-coupled monoatomic cation transmembrane transporter activity; polyamine transmembrane transporter activity. The record is from RefSeq and is a predicted model, not a curated record. The transcript is spliced from 58 exons. Gene Ontology annotation, biological process: polyamine transmembrane transport; intracellular calcium ion homeostasis. Bases 71 to 7048 code for a protein of 2325 amino acids. NCBI's taxonomy places the organism in Eukaryota, Metazoa, Chordata, Mammalia, Chiroptera, Phyllostomidae. Gene Ontology annotation, cellular component: late endosome membrane.
GGCUCUGCAAGUUCGUCCUGGGAGCGUCUGCUUUGGGAAGGUCAGGGAGGAGGCGUGGAAUCACUUUUUCAUGGGGAACCACUUUGAGAAGGGCCAACAUGCUUUGCUCAAUGAAGGAGAAGAGAAUGAGAUGGAGGUAUUUGGAUACCAGACCCACAGCUGCCGGAAAACCCUCUGCCUUGCUGGAUCCAUCCUCUCAUUUGGGAUCCUUCCCUUGGUGUUUUACUGGAGACCCGCUUGGCACGUGUGGGCAAACUGUGUUCCAUGUUCCUUGCAAGAAGCAGACGUCGUGUUGCUGAGGACAACAGAUGAAUUUCAAAACUACUCUUGGAAAAAGGUAGUGUGGAUCUACCUGUCAGCACUAAACAGCACAUUUCAUCUCACUCCUGACCACCCUCUCAUUGCAGAUGAAGAGUAUAUCAUAAAUAGAGCCAUACGAAAGCCAGAUCUAAAGGUGAGAUGCAUAAAAGUACAGAAAAUAAGAUAUGUUUGGGACAACUUAGAAGGACAGUUUCAAAAAAUUGGCUCUUUGGAAAACUGGCUCAGUUCUGCCAAGAUACAUCUAAAAUUUGGAUCGGGUUUAACAACAGAAGAGCAGGAGAUUAGGAGGUUAAUAUGUGGGCCUAAUACUAUUGAUGUUGAAAUCACACCAAUUUGGAAACUGCUCAUCAAGGAGGUUUUAAAUCCAUUUUACAUAUUUCAACUCUUCAGUAUCUGCUUAUGGUUUAGUGAAGACUACAAGGAAUAUGCUUGUGCCAUCAUAAUUAUGUCCAUCAUUUCCAUAGCCUUGACAGUAUAUGAUCUUAGAGAGCAAUCUGUAAAACUCCACCGUCUAGUUGAGUCACACAAUAACAUUACAGUCUCUGUAUGUGGGAGAAGAGCUGGAGUCAGAGAGCUGGCAGCGCGCCUCCUGGUCCCCGGAGAUCUGUUAGUUCUGACAGGGAGCAAAGUGCACAUGCCGUGUGACGCGGUUCUGAUUGACGGCAGCUGCGUGGUGAAUGAAGGCCUGCUGACAGGAGAAAGUAUUCCAGUCACUAAGACUCCAUUACCCAAGAUGGACAGCUCUGUGCCCUGGAAAACGCAGAGUGAAGCUGACUGCAAACAGCACAUCCUCUUCUGUGGAACAGAGGUUAUCCAGGCCAAGGGGGCUUGCUCUGGGACCGCGAGGGCAGUGGUACUGCAGACCGGAUUCAACACUGCAAAGGGGGACCUUGUGAGAUCCAUUCUGUACCCCAGGCCGAUGAAUUUUAAGCUCUACAGGGAUGCCAUCAGGUUCCUCCUGUGCCUCGUGGGGACUGCCACCAUUGGGAUGAUCUAUACUCUGUGUGUCUACGUGCUCAGUGGGGAAUCCCCUGAAGAGGUGGUGAAGAAAGCCUUGGAUGUCAUCACAAUUGCAGUUCCUCCUGCUCUACCUGCUGCCCUGACCACAGGCAUUAUCUAUGCCCAGAAGAGGCUAAAGAAGAGAGGCAUCUUUUGCAUCAGUCCCCAGAGGAUCAAUGUAUGCGGGCAAUUAAACCUUGUCUGCUUUGACAAGACAGGCACCUUAACAAGGGAGGGCUUGGAUCUCUGGGGAGUCGUGCCCUGUGAUAAGAAUGGCUUCCAGGAAGUCCACAGCUUUGCCACGGGCAGGGCGUUGCCGUGGGGCCCACUUUGCGCAGCCAUGGCCAGCUGCCACUCUCUGGUUCUUCUUGAUGAGACCAUCCAGGGAGACCCUCUGGACCUCAAGAUGUUUGAAGCCACCACCUGGGAAAUGGCUAUUUCUGGGGACAGUUUUCACAUCAAGGGAGUGCCGGCACAUGCCACGGUAGUUAAGCCCUGCAAAACAGCCAGCCAGGUCCCAGUGGAAGGAAUGGCAAUCCUGCAUCAGUUCCCAUUCUCAUCGUCAAUGCAGAGGAUGACAGUCAUUGUUCAGGAGAUGGGGGGUGACCGGCUGGCAUUCAUGAAAGGUGCACCAGAGAAGGUGGCCAGCUUUUGCCAACCUGAAACAGUACCAGCUGGUUUUGCCAGUGAACUUCAGAUUUACACAACACAGGGCUUCCGGGUCAUAGCCCUGGCCUACAAAAAGCUGGAAAUGGACCAUCACACCACUGCCUUGAUGAGGGACAAGGUAGAAUCAGACCUUGUGUUUCUGGGAUUGCUGAUCUUGGAGAAUCGAUUGAAGGAAGAGACAAAACCUGUGCUGGAGGAGCUCAUCUCAGCCCGGAUAAGGACGGUAAUGAUCACAGGUGACAAUCUUCAGACUGCAGUAACAGUGGCCAGAAAGUCCGGAAUGGUUUCUGAAGGCCAGAAAGUCAUUCUCGUUGAAGCAGAUGAAGGUCCUGCAUCCUCAUCAGCAUCUGUAUCUUGGAAAUUAGUAGAAGAGAAGAAACACAUUCCAUACAGGAAUCAGGACAAUUACAUUAACAUCAGGGAAGAAGUCUGUGAUAACAGCAGAGAAGGGAGUUAUCAUUUUGCCCUAAGUGGAAAAUCCUUUCAGGUCAUCAGUCAACAUUUCAGCAGCCUACUGCCAAAGAUACUGAUGAAUGGGACCAUCUUUGCAAGAAUGUCUCCUGGGCAGAAAUCCAGCCUGGUGGAAGAAUUUCAGAAACUGGAUUACUUUGUAGGUAUGUGCGGGGACGGAGCCAAUGACUGUGGGGCCUUGAAAAUGGCUCAUGUGGGCAUCUCUUUAUCAGAGCAGGAGGCAUCUGUGGCCUCGCCUUUUACUUCCAAAACUCCAAACAUUGAAUGUGUGCCUCAUCUCAUCAAGGAAGGACGUGCAGCUCUCGUGACCUCAUUUUGCAUGUUUAAGUACAUGGCCCUGUACAGCAUGAUUCAGUAUGUUGGUGUUCUGCUGCUCUACUGGGAGACGAACAGCCUAUCAAAUUACCAGUUUCUGUUCCAGGAUCUGGCCAUUACAACUCUUAUUGGUGUAACAAUGAAUUUGAAUGGUGCCUACCCUAAGCUGGUGCCUUUCAGACCUGCAGGACGGCUGAUCUCCCCACCUUUGCUGCUCUCAGUGAUUUUCAACAUCUUUCUCAGCCUGGCCAUGCACAUAGUGGGCUUCCUUCUGGUUCAGAGGCAGCCUUGGUAUAACAUGGAGAUACACAGUAACCACACAAUGCAAAAUGAAAGCAUCUCGAAGUCAACCAUCUCUCCCACUGUCCCAGAUGAAGUUGGAAGUGAUGGUACCUUCCCAAGUUUUGAGAACACUACUAUCUGGUUCUUGGGAACAAUGAACUGUAUUAUUGUGGCUCUUAUCUUCUCUAAAGGAAAACCAUUUAGGCAGCCAACUUACAAAAACUAUAUAUUUGUCCUUGUACUGAUCAUACAGCUGGCUGUGUGUCUAUUCAUUCUAUUUGCUGAUGUUCCAGAUUUAUAUAGGCGUUUGAAUCUGCUCUGCACUCCUGUUCUGUGGAGGGUCUACAUCGUCAUUAUGCUCAGCUGCAAUUUCAUUGUGUCCCUUGUUGUGGAGGAGGUGUUUGGUUUCCAGACCCGGAAUCUGCGCAGAGCGCUCUGCCUUGCAGCCUCUGUGCUGACCUGUGGGGCCCUCCUGCUGGUGCUCUACUGGAGGCCCCAGUGGAGGGUGUGGGCCACCUGCAUCCCGUGCCCCUUGCAAGAAGCAGAUACUCUCUUGCUAAGGACAACGGAUGAAUUUCAAAGAUAUACGAGGAAGAAGGUGAUGUGCCUCUACUUAUCCACACUAAAGUUUCCUAUCAGCAAAAACCCGGAACAGCGCGUUGUAGCUGACCGCCACUCUGUCAUAAACCAAGCUGUACUGAAACCAGAAUUAAAACUGCGAUGCAUCCAAGUGCAGAAAAUCAAGUAUGUGUGGGACAACUUGGAGAAGAGGUUUCAGAAAGUUGGGUUGCUGGAGGACAGCCACUCCUGCUACGACAUCCAUCACAUGUUUGGACUGGGUCUGACCAGUGAAGAGCAAGAGAUCAGAAGACUAGUGUGCGGGCCCAAUGCCAUCGAGGUUGAAAUCCAACCCAUAUGGAAGCUGCUUGUUAAACAGGUUUUAAAUCCAUUUUAUGUGUUCCAAGCCUUCACCUUAACAUUGUGGCUGUCUCAAGGUUACAUAGAAUACUCUGUGGCCAUCAUCAUCUUGACUGUUCUCUCCAUUGUCUUAAGUGUGUAUGAUCUGAGACAGCAAUCAGUGAAGCUGCACAACCUUGUGGAGGAUCACAACAAAGUCCAGGUUACAAUCACUGUAAAAGGCAAAGGUUUGCAGGAGCUGGAGUCCCACCUCUUGGUUCCUGGAGAUGUCCUUAUUCUCCCAGGAAGGUUUUCGUUGCCAUGCGAUGCUGUUCUGAUCGAAGGAAGCUGUGUGGUGAAUGAAGGCAUGCUCACAGGAGAGAGUAUACCUGUUACAAAGACACCAUUGCCUGCUAUGGAGAAUACAAUGCCCUGGAAAGCCCACAGCUCAGAGGACUAUCGGAAGCACGUCCUUUUCUGUGGAACAGAAGUGGUCCAGGUCAAGCCUUCUGCACAGGGACAAGUAAAAGCGGUUGUUUUGCAAACAGGUUACAAUACAGCCAAAGGGGACUUGGUGAGAUCCAUCCUUUACCCCCGGCCUCUGAACUUCAAACUAUACAGUGAUGCCUUCAAGUUCAUAGUAUUUCUGGCUUGCCUUGGAGUUGUGGGGUUUUUCUAUGCCCUUGGUGUGUAUAUGUACCAUGGAGUCCCUCCCAGAGAUACCGCAACCAUGGCCCUGCUUCUCCUCACGGUGACAGUCCCUCCGGUGCUGCCAGCUGCCCUGACCACAGGCAUCGUGUACGCACAAAAGAGGCUGAUGAGAAAGAAGAUCUUCUGUAUCUCCCCACAGAGGAUCAAUAUGUGUGGGCAGAUAAACCUCGUGUGCUUUGACAAAACUGGCACACUUACCGAAGAUGGGCUGGACCUCUGGGGGACUGUCCCCACUGCAGACAACUGUUUUCAGGAAGCCCACAGCUUUGCCUCGGGCAGGGCUUUGCCGUGGGGCCCUCUGUGUGCCGCCAUGGCCAGCUGCCACUCUUUGAUCCUUCUGGACGGGACCAUCCAGGGAGACCCUCUGGACCUCAAGAUGUUUGAGGGCACCGCCUGGAUAAUGGAAGAUCACAAUGCAGACUACUGCAAAUUUGGGAUGUCAGACUCAAACGUAAUAAUAAAACCAGGACCAAAAGCUAGUCAGAGUCCCGUGGAAGCCAUCGCCAUCUUGCUCCAGUUCCCAUUUUCGUCGAGCCUGCAGAGGAUGUCCGUGGUGGCUCGGCUGGCAGGGGAGGAGCACCUCCAUGUGUACAUGAAGGGGGCCCCGGAGAUGUUGGCCAAGUUCUGCAGAUCUGAAACAGUGCCCAAGGACUUCCCACAGCAGCUGAGAAAUUACACCAAACAAGGCUUUCGUGUGAUUGCCCUUGCCCAUAAAGCCUUGAGCAUGGGAAAGCUUUUGGAAGUGGAGAGUUUAUCCAGAGAGAAGGUGGAGUCUGAGUUAACAUUUCUGGGACUUCUCAUAAUGGAGAAUCGCUUGAAAAAGGAAACCAAACCAGUCUUGAAGGAGCUGAAUGAGGCCCACAUCAGGACCGUGAUGAUUACUGGUGACAACCUGCAAACAGCCAUUACCGUUGCAAAGAAUUCUGAAAUGAUCCCUCAAGGGAGCCAAGUGAUCCUCAUCGAUGCCAGUGAACCAGAAGAGUUUGUUCCUGCUUCUGUGACCUGGCAGCUGGUAGAGAACCAAGAGAAUGGACCUGGGAAGAAUGAAACCUACGUUAAUAUUGGAAACAGUUCAGUGCCUGCUGGAGAAAGAGGGAGCUGUUAUCAUUUUGCAAUGAGUGGGAAAUCAUACCAAGUGCUAUUUCAGCAUUUCAACAGCUUGCUUCCAAAAAUUCUGGUGAAUGCAACCAUUUUUGCAAGAAUGUCUCCUGGGCAAAAAUCAAGCCUUGUUGAAGAAUUCCAGAAAUUAAAUUAUUAUGUGGGCAUGUGUGGAGACGGAGCCAAUGACUGUGGGGCUUUGAAAAUGGCUCAUGCGGGCGUGUCCUUGUCAGAACAGGAGGCAUCUGUGGCCUCGCCUUUCACCUCAAAAAUGGCCAACAUUGAGUGUGUACCUCAUCUCAUCAAAGAAGGCCGAGCUGCUCUGGUUUCAUCCUUUGGAGUAUUUAAAUACUUGACCAUAUAUGGUAUAAUCCAGUUUAUUGGUACCUCACUGCUCUAUUCGCAACUACAACUCUUUGGGAAUUACCAGUAUCUAAUGCAAGAUGUAGCCAUUACUUUGAUGGUCUGUUUGACAAUGAGUUCAACUCAUGCCUACCCAGAGCUGGCUCCGUACCGCCCAGCCGGACAGCUCCUCUCUCCGCCUUUGCUGCUCUCAGUCUUGUUGAAUACCUGCUUCACCUGCAUUGUGCAGGUCUGCGCAUUUCUCUAUGUGAAGCAGCAGCCCUGGUACUGUGAGGUCUACAGAUACAGCGAGUGCUUUCUGGACAACCAAAGUGAUUUCUCAACAAAUAUGACUUUGGAAAGAAACUGGACUGGAAAUGCAACUCUGGUUCCUGGUUCAGUUUUAAGUUUCGAGAGUACCACACUGUGGCCCAUCACCACUAUCAACUGUAUCACAGUGGCAUUUAUCUUUUCUAAGGGAAAGCCAUUUCGAAAACCCAUCUACACAAACUAUAUGUUCUCAUUUCUGCUGAUAUCUGCCUUGAGCCUCACAGUUUUCAUUCUGUUUUCUGAUUUUCAAGAUAUAUACCGAGGAAUGGAGUUAAUUCCAACCGUAACAUCAUGGAGGGUUUCAGUUUUGGUGGCAGCCCUCAUCCAGUUCUGUGUGGCCUUCUUUGUGGAGGAUGCCAUCCUUCAAAAUCGAGAGCUCUGGCUAUUGAUCAAAAAACAAUUUGGAUUCCAUUCGAAAAGCCAAUACAGGAACUGGCAAAAGAAGCUGGCAGAAGACCCUACAUGGCCUCCCACGAACAGGACAGAUUAUUCGGGCGAUGGGCAAAAUGGGUUCUACAUCAACCGAGGCUAUGAGAGCCCCAAAGAGGUUCCGAAGGGGAAGCCCGGCUGGGGAGGCCAAGCCACGGAACAGCAUUUUUGGACCAGACUGUAACAGAACUGGGCUCUGCACGUCCUGCAGCACCCCCUCCCCCGAGAAACUAAAGCCCUGUGGGGAGGCGAUGCUACUUUACCCUUUUCUUUUCUCUCUUUAGCUGAGGACUCAAAGCACUUUUUCCAGUGUAUUGAGCUUUGCAACAAAGGAUCUGAAAUAUGCCUAUCUUCUACUAUUGAGGGAAAAAUGCAUUGCCUGGAUUAUCAUUUUUUCAUAAACUUUAUUCACAUUACAUAGCAUUAUCCUGGUUAAAAUGUACACCUUGUCACAGCAGUGAGACUAAUAGUAUGAACAGCAACAAAAGGAAAAUUGAAGAAGAAUUUUGGCGUUGAAAGUUUCACAGAUAUAUUUUUUAUUUUCACCCACAGGAACAAAAGAAUUCGGAAAAAGCACCCUUAUCUCCAUAAAUGCCACAAAUAUCCUCAACUUUAUAUUCCCUUGUGAAGAACAUUCAUACACAUGUUUUUCCAAGGUCACUAAAUUUCUUUUUUUCUUUCGGCUCCCUUUGUUCAGUUGUAAGAAAAAAACAAGAAUUGACAUUGAUGUGGGAAAAUCCAGCUUUCCCUGUGGUGAGCUGGGGCAGUGUGGGAGGGAGGAAUGAUGGAGGCUUCUGUUGGCCCCACGCAACUGGGUUUGGGCACCGCAGCGAGGGUCCAAGCAAACUCCACCGAAGGUGGCCUCUCCCAGAGCUUGUUGUUCUGGGGCCAAUGGGCUAGGUUCAGAGUAGGUCACAAAAGCAAUAAACUAAACUGUUGAACUGUACUUCUAAUUUAAAGAAGUACAGCACCUUUAUUUACUCUUUAUUACUGACAGGUGAAAUACUGAAGUUUGUUUGUUUUACUCUAGAAGUUGGCCCACACUCUGCCUCAUUUGUCUUAAAAAACAAUCAUAGGCAUGGGACCCAUAAUAUCUGUAUCUAAAGUGUGACAAUUCUUAGGCUACUAAACAAUCUUAAGUCUCAUUCUAUCUUUUCAUUAUCUAAAUCAAUUAUUAGAUGUACAUUAACAACCAUAAGAGAGGGUACACCCUUUAUGAAUAUAUUGUGGACACUAUAACCUUUAAUGUAUACACCAAUCCCACUGUGACCAUGGCAGGGAAUUUAUUCCUAGUGAACAUUUUCCACUAUAUACUAGGCUUUACUUGUAACAAUGAAUCAAAUUUUGCUAACUUAACAGAUCUUUAACAUUUCACAGGCAAUUAGGUAACCAGUCUCAUUCCAUGAGUGUCUGUUAGGCGCCUGACACUGGUGUAUGGAUUCAGUAACACCCUUCGUUACACAAACCAGCAGCACAAAUGCAAAUUUCUAUAAAAACAAACCCUCUCAAUUUAUAUUUUAUUUGCUUUUAACCUUUGGUGCACAGUUCUUGGAGAAUAAUUUUCAAAAUGUGUCUAAUUCAGUAGCUACUAAUAAAAAAUGAAAAGGUAGAAAGAUACUUAGCUUAUGGUUAAGUAAUGUUAUGUCAACAUAUAAAUAUGGUAACUCGGGUUCUG